AUGAGUGUCUGGCGCAGACUCCAGAGGGUUGGGAAGAAAGCAGCGAAAUUUCAGAUCACAGCUUCCUUACACGAACUGAGCAUAGAAUGCUCGCGUCAAUACAGCCCUGGAAGUUUGAUUGUAGUUUGGUCUCGUCGCAGUCGCAGGUAUUCAACCAAGGCAUUUGAACCUACCAAAACAUCAGAUAACUCGAACUCAUUUAAAUAUGUAUGGUCAAUGCCAGAAAAUGUAGAAUUUGUCACAACUUUAUAUCGAGGUGAAAAAGCAAUCCAAUACGAAGAGAAAGAAUGGAUAUGUCAAAUUGAAGACGUCGGACCUAGAAGUACAGGUUUACUUUCUGGACCUGCAUCCUCAGCUAGACGACGUGUACUUGCUACAAGACAAAUUGAUCUGGCUGAAUUUGCUUCAAAUUUGCCUGUUCAAACCAAUCUCAAAGUAGUCAUGCGUCUCGCUUCGAAGAAGUUAACAUCUGCGAUCGUUCUACUUACUCUAAAUUCAGUUAUUGUAAAAGAAGGCGAUGCCACUGAUGAAGACAUGAUUUCCGUUGCAUCACUUAUGUCAUUAAGUCGUACUGGAAGUUUUAAUGUUGGCAGUUCAUCAACUAUUAAUGAUUUCGGUGGUGUAGCAGCAUUUUCACCAGUGGCAUCUAGAACUACUGGGAAGGAUGAUUUCAAUUCUUAUUCUUUUUCAAAUAGUAGUUUUCACACAGAUCUUAGUGAAUUAACGGCUAAACUACAAGCUUUGGAACGACGUCAAAUAGAUCUGCUUGAAGAAUCUCCUGUCAAACUAGAUGGAAAUUUUAUACAGGAUACUUCAGAUAUAAACAGUUCCAAAUCUGUAUCAAAUGAAUCACAAAAUCAUGAUUCAUCCCAAUCCGCUUUUGACAAUAUGUUGGGAAAUUCAGUUAAUGUUUCAUCUGAAAAAGCAGUUCCUAGUCCGGCUGAAGUGAAGCCUAUAUCGACUCAAAGUCGAUAUGAUUUACUUGUAUGGUGUCAACAGGUGACAAAAUCUUAUGAUAAUAUACAGAUUAUUGAUCUCACUACAUCCUUUCAAAAUGGUUUGGCUUUUUGCGCUAUCUUGCAUCACUUUUUCCCAGAUAAAAUUGAUUAUGUUUCAUUGUCUCCGGAUAAUGCUUCUCAAAAUUGCCGACUGGCUUUUGAUGUUGCCUCUAAACUGGGAAUACCACGGGUACUUGAUCCAAGUGAAGUGGUUUCGAAAAGUCGUCCUCCUGAUCUUCUCAGUAUGAUGACUUAUUUACAUCAAAUUCGUACAUUGUGCUGUGAACGAACAACCAACAACAAUGUGGGCUCUACAUGUUCAAAUGGUGAAUCAGUGUUCAGUGAAGUUAUUGAACAUUGUUUCGCCAAAGUUAGCAAACCGAUUCCCGUUGUGAAGAAUUCUGACUCAGCAGCGUCAUCGAUAUCGAAUCAUCAUCCUCAGCAAGUUGAUCAUUCAAUAGCGGAAAAACUGAAUGGUGCAGAAAAUAAUGUAAUCCACGAAAGUAAACCUAUUGCAUCAACACCUACUAAAAAAAGAAUUUCCUCAAUGAAUUAUGAACAUAUGUUAGCGAAAGCACGCAGUCUGCUACAACAGUCCCGUUCAAAUUAUUUAGCACCAACAAGUAGACCUGAUGCUUUGCCACCAUUAGCGCAACCGCGUAAAACGCAUCCUACAUCUGGUUCAUUGACAGCUAUUCAUUCAACAGAUGAACAAUCGUAUAGAAAUUCAAUUGCUGAAGGAGGUUUUAUGAAUGCAGCUGAUGGACAGAGUCACCGAUUAAAUGAUACAAAAUUAUCGACAAAAACGUCAUCAUUUGAUGGAUUGGUAGCUGUUUUAAUCAAGCCCUUAUCAACAGGCACAAUUUGUAUACCCAGCGUUGAUGCCUCGUUAAAUUCCAAUUCCAAAUCAUUUCGAUUUUCAACUAGUAAUAUCUUUCCAACAUUUACCACGCCACAGUCAACUAUCGAUACAAGUUCUCCGGAACAGAUGAAGGUAAGACGCUUACGCUUAUCACAAAUGAAUCUAUUCGCUUCUGGUCGAGGCAGUGGUGCACCAGUACCUAUUCGUAUUGGCGAACAUCGGUUAGACCGUAAAAUCAACAAUCAUCAUUGUGUUCCUGGUUUCAAUAAAAAUCACGGCUCUUCAGUCAACAAUACUACAGCGAAUACAGAUCUCUCUAUUUCAAACUAUAUUAAUAAUGAACAAGCUGAGCUUGAACAGGCUCAAAAAGAAUUAGACAAAGAAGCAGCUGUACUAGAACAAAGACUACGUCAACAAAUGGCACGUGAACCAGGCACAGCGUUAGAAGAAGAACUGUUAAGAAGAUGGUUUAUUUUAGUCAAUAAAAAGAAUGCUCUAAUCCGUCGUGGUAUUCAACUAAAUAUUAUGGAGAAAGAAGAUGAUUUAAAAAAGAAAAUGCAUAUGCUGCAGGACGAGUUACGAUCGAUUUUAUCAGUUGAAGAAUAUUUGAAAACGGACAGUGAUCGAAAACGAGAGGACCUACUUUUACGGGAUCUUGUACGACUGGUCAAUGAACGUGAUGAUAUGAUUCAGGAGCUGGACCUACAUGAAAAAGCACUGGCUGAAGAACUCGAGUUGGAACAGAAUACAAAUCUUUUGUCACCUGGAAGACGUCGAAUCGACAAAAGCUGUGUACUACAGUGA
Messenger RNA from Heterobilharzia americana, 2664 nucleotides. The record is from the annotation of a GenBank genome assembly. Lineage: Eukaryota; Metazoa; Platyhelminthes; Trematoda; Strigeidida; Schistosomatidae.